Messenger RNA from Peromyscus leucopus (white-footed mouse), 4653 nucleotides. RefSeq names its product centromere protein J (gene Cpap). Gene Ontology annotation, biological process: centriole elongation; cilium assembly. NCBI's taxonomy places the organism in Eukaryota, Metazoa, Chordata, Mammalia, Rodentia, Cricetidae. The coding region runs from base 223 to 4602 and encodes 1459 amino acids. Gene Ontology annotation, molecular function: tubulin binding. The transcript is spliced from 21 exons. Gene Ontology annotation, cellular component: nucleus; centriole; centrosome. The record is from RefSeq and is a predicted model, not a curated record.
CUUCCCAAGAGUCAUCGGAGCAGGGCUGGGCGGGGCCAGGCGAGGAGGCGGGGCUCUGGCCGCCGCGGUGGUUGUGGCGGCUCAUUCGUAAAUGCCGCGGCUACUGGAUGGUGACUCUGUUAUUGGUUGGAGUGGUCUGAACCGCUGGCUCUUCGUGGAACGGUGCUGAAAGUCAGUUGGUGUUCUGGAUUUCCCAGUGUUUAAAAGGAUCAUUAGACUGAAAUGUUCCUGAUGCCAACCUCUUCAGAAUUAAACAGUGGGCAGAACUUCCUAACCCAGUGGAUGACCAGUCCUCGGGCUGGGGUCAUAUUAAAUCGAGGAUUUCCUGCUUUGGAAGAUGAGAAACAAGCAGUUACAAAUGUCUCUUCCAGCUUCCCAGUUAAAGCCACCCGCUUUUCCAACAGCUUCAGCAUUAGUAGUGAAAAUCUGAAGAGUCGCUUAAGAAUUAUGUCUCUGAGUGAUCUCCGAAGAUGCUCUAAGUAUUUCAAGUACGGGAUCCCAGAUCUGGGUGCGUGCCAGACGCUACGAUCUACCGCACAGCAUAACAGUAACAGACCCCCUUUUGAUACAAUCUGCGAUAGCGAAAAGGAUUUAACAAUGCAGAACUGCCCAUUGGUUCCAGGGACUGCGAGAUUGCUGUUAGAGAUCACACUUCCAAAAAAAUGCUACCCUGAUGUCUCCAAAAUCAGAGUAGAAGUCUUGGCUGUGGGAUAUGGACAAUUGGGCUUAGGCCAGGAUAAUGCAAUUGACAACUCAACAAGUGAAGUGGCACUUCAGUGGCCGUCGGUGUCUCCUCACAGCAACUGCACGGCUGCUCUAAUGACAGCAAUACACGACACAUUUGAGCAAUCAGGCUCGCGCUACAUGAGGCCAUCGCACUCGUUGGGUCCAGAACACUUCCCCUUGUUGGCUGGCGCCGCUACAGUUUAUGAAAUUGCCGUGCUGAUCGUGCUUAACCAACUUCGGGGUUUUCUCCUCGUUGUACCGCUUAUCACUGAUGAGUUGGGUCGUCUACCUGCUCCUUUGCUCAGUGUGACCGAAUCGCACACACGGUCUGAGGUCGCUCUCGGCGUUCCGUCCGCGGUAUUUGGCCGACACUUUGGGGCUCACUCUACACCUCGUACACUACUACCUGACGAUGACCAGAGCCAGAAGUAUAGAUCUCCAGGAAGUUUAGCCUUGGGAGAGAAAGCCACUCCCUUCCUGCCAUCACAUAGCUACGCAAAUCCAACCCAAGAAAACCUUCAUGCUUCCAACCUUUUAUCCAAUGAACAAAGCAAUUUCUGUAGAGCUACUCAUCAAGAUUCUGCCUUAACUUCAAAACAUGCUUCUGAUGUCUUUGAUGAGUCCCCAUAUCCAGAAGCACAUGUGAGAAUAACUGACUUAAAGGAAGAAAACCGUGACCAUCCUUCAGGAGAAGGUGUUUUGCCAUGUUGGGAAAAGAGGAUGGGGAAGAGUCAGGAAGGGAAGGAUAUGAACUUACAAAAAAGCGGAGAUUCCUCAGAAGUGGUUAAUGUUGAAGAAAGGCCUAUCAAAGCUGCCAUUAGAGAAAAGAAGCAGACAUUCGAGGACUUCGUAGAAGAGCAGAUGCGGCUGGAAGAGCAAGAGCUGAAAGAGAAGCGGCUGCGGGAAGCAGAAGGACCAUUGCUAAUGAAAGCAAAACCCAAGCAACCAUUUUUAAAACGAGGAGAAGGUUUAGCUAGGUUUACUAAUGCUAAAUCCAAGUUUCAAAAAGGGAAAGAAAGUAAACUAGUGAGUAGCCAGAGCCCACCAGAGGACCAGUCAGUAUGUAAAGCAGACAGACAACACUUGCAGAGGAAAACUGCUCUUAUAAAUAAAGACCUGUGUGCAGAGACCCCCACUGUUAAAAAAGACAGUAAAGCUAGAACCAAGGCUGGCUCUGCCUCACUCAGUCAGAAAUCCAAAGUAACCAAGAUCAAUAUGAGGGAAAGUCUCUCUCCACCAGGACUCAAAGUACAGAUGGGGAAGAAAUGUGAUGGGCAGUUCAGACACCAGAUCAAAUUAGAAAGAAAUGCACAAGCUAAUAAUAAGGAAAACGUGCCUGGGUGUGUAAAGCCCUGUGAUGCCGGUUGCAAGGUGUGGAACAAGACACGGGCCAGAGAGAGACUUCCUCUUUCCACAGAGCCGGCUGACUGUGUGCCUUCUAAGAGCCUGAUGAGGGAGACAGUGAAAGAGACAGAAUUGUCCCUUGACAUUUCUCUUCAGAAAAAAUUAGAGAAUUGGGAACGAGAAAAAGAAAAGGAAAACUUGGAAUUAGAUGAAUUUUUAUUUUUGGAACGAGCUGCUGAUGAAAUAUCUUUUUCUAGCAAUUCCUCAUUUGUAUUAAAAAUCUUAGAAAGGGAUCAACAGAUCUACAAAGGUCAUAGGAUGUCCUCUACUCCUGUCAAAGCUGUGCAGCAGGAGAAGGCGCAUCAGAUGGAUCCCAGUGGGCAGAGUAACCGCAGUGAGCUUCCCCACCAGAAUGUUGCCUGUGAGGGGAAGGGUGAGGCCGUACUCCUGCCCCUGGGUCCAGGGUCCUCACCUGAUGGUUUGAGGGAACUGUCCUGUCAAGUCAGUAAGAAAGCCUUCCCAACCAGCCCUGCUGACAGUCAGGGCCGAUGGGAUGCAAGCGAUGAUGACGUGGCCAACAGUGCCAGUAGCUCUGAUUCUGAGGAGCAGCCUGAUGUUACCCUAAAACCAUCCACUGAGGCUGGGGAGAGGGUCUUCAGCCACAAAGAGGAUAGUCCACAAGUCUGCAGUGCUAAAGGACCUUUUAGGGACACCGGGACUCAAGAAGAUAAAUGGAGAGAUGCUGAUCUGGAUCUGUCUGAUAAAGAAUAUAGCAGUGAAGAGUCUGUCAUAGUCGAAAGCCUGAAAAAUAAAGUAUCUGAGCCAUCAAGAUUCCCCUUAUCUCAAGAUGUGAAUAAAAUUGACUUUGAUGAUGAAAGAUCUUGGACAGACCUUGAGGAGAAUUCAUACAAACAUAAUGUUAUUCUCAGAGAUGAAGCCAUGUAUGGUACCCCCCAGACACAGUACCCCAAUAAGAGUGAAGUAGGUGUUCUCGACAAAACAAUAAAAAGGAAGGUUGCUCCAGUCAAGAAGGGAGAAGACUUCAGCAAGUCUGACAGGAGCAGGAGCCCCCCUCCUCCAUCUGACUUGAUGAUGAAAUUCUUCCCUUCUUUGAAACCAAAGCCCAAAUUAGAUUCACACUUGGAAAAUGAACCCAAGUUAAACAUGAGUCAAGACCAACCACCAGGUGACAGUGUUCGAUCUCAGGUUUUGAGAGAGAAAGUUAUUGAACUGGAAUCAGAAAUAGAAAAAUUUAAAGCUGAGAACACAUCGUUAGCUAAACUUCGAAUUGAACGAGAAAGUGCCUUGGAAAAACUGAGGAGAGAAAUUGCUGACUUUGAGCAACAAAAGGCGAGAGAACUGGCCCGAAUAGAAGAGUUCAGGAAGGAGGAGGCACGGAAACUGCAGAAGGAACGCAAAGUCUUUGAAAAGUACACAGCAGCGGCGAGGACAUUUCCAGACAAAAAGGAGCGGGAAGAAAUACAGGCUUUGAAACAGCAAAUAACAGAUUUACAGGAAGAUUUGAAAAGAAAGGAGACAAAAUGGUCAAGUGCGCAUGGUCGCCUCAGAAGCCAGAUAGAAAUGCUAGUCAAAGAGAAUACAGACCUCCGAGAAGAGAUAAAGGUAAUGGAAAGAUUCCGACUGGAUGCCUGGAAGAGAGCAGAAGCCAUUGAGAGUAGCCCUAAGGCCUGCCAGCAUAUGACAGCUACAAAAAAGGAUGACUCCAUGAACUCAUCUAUUCAAUUUCAAAAGAGUCAUGUUUCUUCGGGAGCCCCAGUAGGAAAAUAUAAGAAAAAGUAUCUGCCAGCACAAGGGAAUCCACCUCGAAGAUCCAAGUCUGUGCCUCCUCGUGAUUUAGGCAGCUCGGAUAAAGGACAAGCUGCCUUGCCCAGAGAGCCUCGUGAACCAGUGAACUUCCCAGAUCUUGAAUAUAAAAACCAAGAGGAAAAAGAGGAAGAAAUUCAGGGAGAAAUCAAUCAUCCUGAUGGAAAGGUAGAAAAGGUUUAUAAAAAUGGGUGCCGAGUUAUACUGUUUCCCAAUGGAACUCGUAAAGAAGUGAGUGCAGGUGGGAAGAGCAUCACCGUUACAUUUUUUAAUGGUGACGUGAAGCAGGUCAUGCCAGAUGAGAGAGUGGUCUACUACUAUGCUGCUGCCCAGACCACACACACCACAUACCCAGAAGGCCUUGAAGUCUUACAUUUCUCAAGUGGACAAAUAGAAAAGCAUUUCCCAGAUGGAAGAAAAGAAAUCACAUUUCCUGACCAAACCAUUAAGAAUUUAUUUGCUGAUGGUCAAGAAGAGAGCAUCUUUCCAGAUGGCACAAUUGUCCGAGUGCAACGUGAUGGCAACAAAAUCAUAGAGUUUAAUAAUGGCCAAAGAGAGCUCCAUACUGCCCAGUUCAAGAGACGAGAAUAUCCAGAUGGGACUGUUAAAACUGUCUAUGCAAAUGGUCAUCAAGAGACAAAGUACACAUCUGGCCGAGUUAGAGUGAAGGACAAAGAUGGUAAUGUUCUAAUGGACACAGAAUUGUAAAGAUCUUCGUGGGAUUAAUCAUGAACUAACACUAAGUGGUUUUUCUGUUCA